GGUGGCAGAGAUGAUUGCCUGAAAAUGCAGGCACGCCUUAUGGUGGGACCCAGUUCCAUCAACGGCGGUGGUUUGAUCUCCGCCGCCGCCAAGGGGAUGAUCCUCUUGGUGGACCCGCGAACGCGGUCCCAUGGUCAUGGCCGUACAGCUAAGUGCCGGUGUCGGGCCGCAAUCAACGGCGAUCAGGACCACUACGCCGUGCUCGGACUUUCUCGGGCCGCUUCAUCCGCCGACAUAAAAAAGGCUUAUCGCCUUCUUGCUCGAAAGUAUCAUCCUGAUGUUAGCAAGGAUUCACAAGCUGGUGAGGUGUUUAAAAGCAUACGUCUUGCAUAUGAAAUACUAUCAAAUGAAGCAACAAGAUCUCAGUAUGAUCGAGCACUUAGAUUUCAAGAGCAUACUGGUUGGCCAUGGAGAGGGAGCCAGAACUACAACCAUGAAUUUGAAGAUAGGAUAAGAACCUACAGAUGGGCUGAUCUGAGGCGGAAAAUGCAACGUGAGAGAUAUUGGGAACGAUAUAAUGCCAAUGGGCAGAAUUUUUCUGCUUACAGUGAAACAGAUGAGAUUUUUGAGGAAGAAACCCCUGAUGAAGAGAGAGGCCCCUUCACUGAAGUGCUUAGAUCUGCUUUCCUCUCUCUGUUUUUAAUGCAGACAUUUGGUUCCCAAAUAGCUCUCACAUUUACUGCUCUGAUGGCUUUUGUGGACAGGAAGUUGGAUGCUGGAUAUAAGCUAGGUUAUUUAAUUGCAUGGAUUUUAGGAGGGAGAGGUGGCAUAUUGCUUACUUUGUGCCUCUCAUUUGCCAGUUGGGUUUGUGGAAAAACCAGCAGCAGUGUAGUCACUCUAGUGGUGGUAGCCAUGUGGGUUGGCUCAAAUCUUGCAAGAUAUGCUCCACUUCCUCAAGGUGCACUUCUUACACUAUUGUACAUGUCUAUUAAACUACAAGUAGAUCUAAACUAAAUCGUUUCCUGCUUCUUGUGUAAUGAAUGUUUAUAUUCAUUUUCCUAAAGGUGAUUGUAAAUAUGUCUUUCCAUCAAAUAAAACUCAAUGGUGUCAAUUGUUUGAUUAUAAGGAAAUGUUUAGCAAUGCUGAUGAAAAUUCAAAAUCCUUUGUAUCAA
Vitis riparia (riverbank grape) is the source of this 1112-nucleotide messenger RNA. Its product is annotated as curved DNA-binding protein. Bases 25 to 954 code for a protein of 309 amino acids. The record is from RefSeq and is a predicted model, not a curated record. Gene Ontology annotation, cellular component: cytoplasm. Gene Ontology annotation, biological process: protein refolding. The transcript is spliced from 3 exons. Lineage: Eukaryota; Viridiplantae; Streptophyta; Magnoliopsida; Vitales; Vitaceae.